Heterobasidion irregulare TC 32-1 is the source of this 2571-nucleotide messenger RNA. RefSeq names its product cellobiose dehydrogenase 1 (gene cdh1). Bases 14 to 2338 code for a protein of 774 amino acids. The transcript is spliced from 16 exons. The record is from RefSeq and is a predicted model, not a curated record. Gene Ontology annotation, molecular function: oxidoreductase activity, acting on CH-OH group of donors; flavin adenine dinucleotide binding. Lineage: Eukaryota; Fungi; Basidiomycota; Agaricomycetes; Russulales; Bondarzewiaceae.
AUAAAAUUCCGUGAUGAUAUUUGGACAAAAGCUGCUGGCGGUGUUACCCUUGAUAACCACUGUGCUCUCGCAGAGCUCAAGUAGCUAUACCGAUCCUUCAAAUGGGAUUACCUUUCAAGGUUAUUCGGACCCUGUGCAUGGGGUGACCUAUGGCGCCGUAUUCCCCCCUCUUGCAACGUCCGGAUCAAAUCCUACAGAGUUCAUUGGAGAGAUUGUGGCGCCUCUCGCUGCUAAAUGGGUUGGUUUGGCGCUCGCUGGUGCUAUGCUUCAGGAUUUGCUCCUCGUUGCCUGGCCGAACGGUAAUACAAUUGUCAGGUCUACGAGAUACGCUACGGAUUAUGUUCAACCAACGCAAUACGUAGGGCCCACCAUCACAGAUCUUCCUUCCACCACCGUGAAUUCAACCCAUUGGAGAUGGGUCUUUCGGUGCCAGAACUGUACAAGCUGGCAAGGAGGAGGUAGUAUCCCGCAAGCCUCUACAGGUGUCUGGGCUUGGGCGUAUUCUAGCGUCGGUGUUGAUGACCCCUCCGAUCCCCAGAGCACUUUCGACGAGCACACUGACUUCGGUUUCUUUGGCAUGCUCUUCAGCUCUGCACACACGACACAGAGCAACUAUGAUGCUUAUCUAUCUGGUGGUACUGGGACGUCGGUACCAGCCUCAACCUCGACUGCUCCAUCCACAACUUCAAGUUCGGCUCCAACUGUUUCGGCUACACCAUAUGACUACAUCAUCGUAGGGGCUGGACCUGGCGGUAUCAUCGCUGCUGAUCGCAUCUCGCAAGCUGGGAAGAAAGUCCUGUUGCUCGAGCGCGGUGGUCCUUCUACUGCCGAAACUGGUGGGACGUACGAUGCUCCUUGGACCCAAACUGCCAAUUUGACCAAAUUCGAUGUCCCGGGGUUGUUCGAGUCCAUGUUCACAGAUAGCAACCCUUGGUACUGGUGCAAAGAUGUUACUGUAUUUGCUGGAUGCUUGCUCGGGGGAGGGACAUCCGUGAACGGAGCGCUUUACUGGUACCCUGCCGACUUAGAUUUCUCGACGAGCAAUGGCUGGCCAAGUGGAUGGCAAGCACAUCAGACGUACACGGACGCUAUGUCAUCCCGCCUUCCAAGCACGGAUGCGCCGUCAACGGACGGCAAGCGUUACUUGGAACAGUCAUUCGACGUAGCGCAGCAGCUCUUGAAUGGUCAAGGAUAUCGCCAAAUCACCAUCAACAGUGACACAAACUCUAAAGAUCAUGUGUACGGCUAUAGCUCAUACGAUUUCAUUAACGGAAAGCGCGGCGGUCCUGUCGCAACAUACUUCCAAACCGCCAAGGCACGCUCCAACUUUGUGUACAAGCAAUAUGUUAUGGUCUCCAAUGUGGUGCGCAGCGGUUCGCGCAUCACGGGUGUUCAGACGAACGACACCUCGCUCGGCCCAAACGGGAUUAUACCUCUCACAUCCAAUGGGCGUGUCAUCUUAUCUGCAGGCUCCUACGGAACGGCACGCAUCCUGUUCCAGAGCGGAAUCGGCCCGAGCGACAUGCUUGCGGUCGUGCAGAGCAACGCGGCCGCGGCCGCGAACCUCCCGCCGAGCAGCGCCUUCAUCAAUCUACCUGUGGGCAUGAACGUGUCAGAUAACCCAUCAAUCAAUUUGGUGUUUACUCACCCGUCAAUCGACGCGUACAAUAAUUGGGCCAAUGUCUGGAGCAGCCCCCGCGCAGCAGACGCGGCGCAGUAUCUCACAGACCAAUCAGGCGUGUUCGCACAGGCGUCUCCACGAAUGAACUUCUGGCGCGCGUACGGCGGCUCGGACGGCAUCACCCGCUAUAUGCAAGGGACUGUCCGGCCGGGAGCAGCGUCAGUAAAUACGACGCUGCCGUACAAUGCGACUCAGAUUUUCACAAUCACUGUCUACCUGUCGACAGGAAUCACCUCGCGCGGACGCAUAGGAAUCGAUGCAGCACUGCGGGCAUCGCCAAUCGUGCAGCCAUGGCUGGUGGAUCCUGUGGAUCGUGUCAUACUUAUUCAGGCACUCAAUGACGUUGUAUCAAACAUCGGGAGUGUGACAGGUCUGACGCUCAUCACACCAGACGAGCAGAUGACAAUCGAGCAGUACGUUGACGCCUACGACAAGUCUACCAUGGACUCCAACCAUUGGGUCGGUUCCGCCAAGAUUGGUACCAGCGCGUCCAAUGCCGUCGUGGACAGCAAUGUCAAGGUGUUUGGGACGGACAACCUGUUCGUCACAGACGCCUCGAUCGUGCCCUCGCUUCCAAUUGGGAAUCCGCACGGGAUGCUCAUGUCGGCGGUAGAGCAGGCGGUUGCGAAGAUAUUGGCGCUCGCAGGGGGGCCGUGAGGACAGCUCUGCAUGAGAACCCAGGCAGAAGGCAAGGGAGGAGAAGGGCUUCGUAAAACUAAUCAUGCAGGUUGAACUGUCGGCUGCUGUCGGGUAGUUUAGGCAAUGUAAUAUCUCUGGGAUUUAGGUGCGUUAGUGGAACUCAGUACUCAUCCUUCAUGUAUCCAUCAUAUCUUCUCCUCUGCGACAUUGUCCUCUCGAUUAUGGAGUGGUCCUGAAGGCCGAUCUGGACU